AUUUGUUUGCAAAUAAAUGCAAAUAAGGCGAGCUCUCUUAGGUCAAUCAGAGCGAUGUGGGGGGAAAAGGACCUCGGGGCAGGGAACCCCACUUCCACCUUCUGGCUCCUCCCCUUCUUGUCGGGCCAAUAGGAAGCCCUGUAUUGCCCGGCAAAUUUCGCCCGGGAAAUACAGACAAACACCCGGGUUCUUGACUGUUGGUGACUGAGGAGGCUCGGACUUUGCUCCACUACCGAAGCAAACCUCAACUUUAAUCUGUAAACAUGCCUGCAACCUCUGAAAUACACACCGAGGAGCUGCGCAGAGACGCCGCCUCUUGGACGGACGAGAAGCCAGCAACGGAGAAGGACGAGAAGAAGUUCGGCUUUCUGUGCGAUGAACGCGGAUAUUUGAGUCUAGCAGAGUACAUCAUGGAGCACGGCUGCAGGAAGGGAGACCGAACCGGGACAGGAGUCCUGUCUUUGUUCGGAGCUCAAGUCCGAUACAACCUACGAGACCAGUUCCCCUUGUUGACAACGAAGAGAGUUUUCUGGAAAGGUAUCCUGGAGGAGUUGCUGUGGUUUAUCAAGGGAUCAACAAAUGCCAAGGAGCUGUCAGAAAAAGGAGUGAAGAUCUGGGACGCCAACGGGUCCCGUGACUUCCUGGACAACUUGGGCUUCACAGAAAGGGAGGAGGGGGACCUGGGGCCUGUGUAUGGUUUCCAAUGGAGGCACUUCGGUGCAGAGUACAAGGACAUGCACACAGAUUACACAGGACAAGGUGUCGACCAGCUGCAAAACAUCAUUGACACCAUCAAGAAAAACCCGGAAGAUCGACGGAUCAUCAUGUGCGCCUGGAACCCCAAAGACCUCCCCUUAAUGGCACUGCCUCCCUGCCACGCCCUCUGUCAGUUCUACGUCUGUGACGGGGAGCUGUCCUGUCAGCUGUACCAGCGCUCCGCCGACAUGGGCCUGGGGGUGCCUUUCAACAUCGCCAGCUAUGCACUUCUCACCUACAUGAUUGCACACAUUACAGGACUCAAGCCCGGUGACUUUGUCCACACCCUGGGAGACGCUCAUGUCUACCUCAAUCACGUCGAACCUCUGAAAGUGCAGGUCCAGAGGGAGAUUCGCCCUUUUCCAACACUAAAAAUCAAGAGAAAAGUGGAAAGCAUCAAUGACUUCCAGGCGGAGGACUUUGAGAUCUGUGGCUACAACCCACACCCCACCAUAAAGAUGCAGAUGGCCGUGUGAGACCUGAAAUUGGCCGUGUGUGCCUUUUAAUUUUGAAAGACUGUAGUUCACACAAGGCUUUAUUUUGCCUAAUUUAGGGGAAAAAUGUUUUUUUUUUGUUCCUGAAGUUUUCUACUGUAUGUUUGUACUUGUCUAUUUUUUUCUUUCCUGUAUUUUAACUGAUAAAUUAUCUAAUUCUGUAAAACAUUUGUGAUCAACCUGAUAAGAAACAAACAAAUCAAAAGAACCCUCCAAAUUGUGCGUUUUACAAAGAUUUGGUGAUUUGAGAGAAAUUAUUUAGAGUGAAUAUUUAACAGUGAAAUGUUGAUAAUAAAGUCCUUAUUUGUUGA
This is a messenger RNA of Poeciliopsis prolifica (blackstripe livebearer), 1561 nucleotides long. RefSeq names its product thymidylate synthetase (gene tyms). Gene Ontology annotation, biological process: dTMP biosynthetic process. Gene Ontology annotation, cellular component: mitochondrion; cytosol. The transcript is spliced from 7 exons. The coding region runs from base 264 to 1232 and encodes 322 amino acids. The record is from RefSeq and is a predicted model, not a curated record. Gene Ontology annotation, molecular function: thymidylate synthase activity. NCBI's taxonomy places the organism in Eukaryota, Metazoa, Chordata, Actinopteri, Cyprinodontiformes, Poeciliidae.